ACAUUUAAGUGACAACGUCGAAUGUGUGACACAAUCCUGACACAUCGAAAUCAAAUCAAAUUCAAAGCAGUCUCGAAAAUGGCUGACACGGGGCCAAGUAAAAGUGAUAUCGAAGCAGUAUUUCAAAGGCUACGAGCGAUUCCUUCCAACAAAGUAUGUUUCGACUGCAACGCCAAAAAUCCUACGUGGUCGUCGGUGACGUUUGGUGUGUUCAUCUGCCUGGACUGUUCAGCGGUGCAUCGCAGCCUGGGCGUGCACAUCACUUUCGUGCGCUCUACGCAGCUCGACACCAAUUGGACAUGGAAGCAGCUCAGGAACAUGCAGCUCGGCGGCAAUGUGAACGCAACACAAUACUUCCGCACGCACGGAUUGUCCACCGAUGAUGCUCGCCAGAAGUACAGUUCACGAGUGGCGCAGAUGUACAGAGACAAGUUGAGUGCAUUGUCUGAACAGGCAAUGAAGACACAUGGCACAAAGCUUCACCUGGAGGCGGCCGCGCCGGAAGUGAGGGAGAAGGAGAAGUCAGAGCUGGAGGUAGACUGGUUUGCGCAGCACGCAGAUGUCCUUGCCAAUAAUACUAACCAGCUAAGCCUUGACGCACAGAAGUCUGCGGAGAGCCUCAGCUCGGAGGCGCGGCUGUGGGGCGCGGGCGCGGGCGCGGCGGCGGGGGGCGCAGCGCCGCGCGCCGCCAGCGACAGGCCCGCGCCACGCCGCACCGGGAUGGGCGCGCGGAAAGGCGGCCUGGGCGCGACCAAAGUGGCAGCUAAUUUUGAAGACAUCGAGCGAGAAGCUAUCAUGGCAGAGAAACUAAAAAUGGAGGCGGCGGAGGGGUCGCGC
Molecule: messenger RNA, 837 nt
Organism: Papilio polytes (common Mormon)
Lineage: Eukaryota; Metazoa; Arthropoda; Insecta; Lepidoptera; Papilionidae
Gene: ArfGAP3
Exons: 7
Biological process (GO): COPI coating of Golgi vesicle
Molecular function (GO): GTPase activator activity
Source: RefSeq, a predicted model, not a curated record